AUGAGGAACUUCAAGAGUGUAGCUCUCGGGCUUGUAGGAGCUGCUGCGGUAGCAUCAGCUUCUGACGUCCAUGACCUCAAGACAGAUACAUUUACAGACUUCGUCAAGAGCCAUGACCUUGUUUUAGCAGAGUUUUUCGCACCAUGGUGUGGCCACUGCAAAGCAUUGGCCCCAGAAUACGAGGAGGCCGCAACGACACUCAAAGAGAAGGACAUCGCCUUGGUCAAGGUUGACUGCACAGAAGAAGCCGACUUAUGUAAAGAAUAUGGCGUUGAAGGCUACCCAACUGUCAAGGUCUUCCGAGGCCCGGACAACGUGAGCUCCUACUCAGGGCAAAGAAAGGCGCCUGCUAUCAUCUCCUACAUGACCAAGCAAGCCCUCCCUGCAGUAUCAGUCCUCACACCAGAAACAUUCGAGGAAUUCAAAACCGCAGACCAGGUCGUGGUGGUUGCUUUCUUUGAAGCUGGCGACAAGACCUCGAAUACCACUUUCAGCGAAGUCGCCGAGACCAUGAGAGACGAUCACCUCUUUGGAGCCUCUAAUGACGCCAAGUUGGCCGAAGCCGAGGGUGUCAAAUUCCCAUCUGUUGUUCUCUACAAAUCGUUUGACGAGGGCAAGGACAUUUUUGAGCAGAAGUUUGACAAGGAAGCCAUCACCAAAUUCACCAAGACUUCAGCCAUGCCGUUGGUAGGCGAAGUCGGUCCUGAGACAUAUGCUGGCUACAUGGCGGCUGGCAUCCCACUAGCCUACAUAUUCGCGGAAACCCCAGAGGAGCGCGCUGAACUGGCCGCUGAGCUCAAGCCUCUCGCACAAAAGCACAAGGGGGUCAUCAGCUUCGCCACCAUUGACGCCAAGUCUUUCGGUGCACACGCUGGUAACCUGAACCUCGAAGACGGCAAAUGGCCCGCCUUUGCUAUUCAGGAGACCCUCAAGAACCAGAAGUUUCCCUAUGACCAGGACAAGAAGCUUACACAUGACGAUGUUGGCGCAUUCGUCCAGAACUUCGUUGAUGGCAACGUCGACCCCAGCGUCAAGUCUGAGCCUGUUCCAGAGAAGCAAGAGGGCCCUGUUCAGGUCGUCGUGGCCAACAACUACAAGGAGAUCAUUUUGGACAACGACAACGAUGUUCUUCUCGAGUUCUACGCCCCCUGGUGCGGUCACUGCAAAGCCUUGGCCCCUAAAUAUGAAGAACUUGCCGCCAUGUACCCCGCCAGCGCCCAAGUCACCAUCGCCAAAGUUGACGCCACAGCCAACGAUGUCCCCGACGAGAUCCAAGGUUUCCCAACCAUCAAACUCUUCCCCGCUGGUGGCAAGGAGGAACCGAUCACCUACUCCGGUUCUCGCACCAUCGAAGAUCUAGCCGAAUUUAUCAAGGAGAAUGGCAAAUACAAGGUGGAUGCAUUUGAGGGCAAGAAUGAGACAGGCGAUGAUACUGAGGCUCCUUUGGCUGAAGGUAUGGGUGAGGCAGCAAGGGCGGCAACCGAGACGGCGAAGAGCGCGGCAAGUGACGCCGCUGAGGCUGUGAAGACCGCCGUCACCGAUUCGGAUGGUGCGGAUGACGGCAGUGAGCAUGAUGAGUUGUAG
Letharia columbiana is the source of this 1584-nucleotide messenger RNA. RefSeq lists its product as uncharacterized. Gene Ontology annotation, biological process: response to endoplasmic reticulum stress; protein folding. Gene Ontology annotation, cellular component: endoplasmic reticulum. Lineage: Eukaryota; Fungi; Ascomycota; Lecanoromycetes; Lecanorales; Parmeliaceae. The coding region runs from base 1 to 1584 and encodes 527 amino acids. The record is from RefSeq and is a predicted model, not a curated record. Gene Ontology annotation, molecular function: protein disulfide isomerase activity. The transcript has 4 exons.